Molecule: messenger RNA, 2229 nt
Organism: Kluyveromyces marxianus DMKU3-1042
Lineage: Eukaryota; Fungi; Ascomycota; Saccharomycetes; Saccharomycetales; Saccharomycetaceae
Gene: NUP2
Product: nucleoporin NUP2
Exons: 1
Coding region: 1-2229 (742 amino acids)
Biological process (GO): intracellular transport
Cellular component (GO): nuclear pore
Source: RefSeq, a predicted model, not a curated record
AUGUCCAAGAGAUUUGCCGGUUCUCAGAUGACCAGGGAAGGUCUCGAAAAUGGAGACAGUCGCUCAGGGUCUGAUGAUGAAACUGGAAUGGAAAAACCAAAAAUUGCCAGUGAGUCGGUGAUGAGCACUAGAAAGAUUGCCAUGCCAAAGCGUAAGAUGGGCAACUUCAAUACUGGCGAGAAACCUAACAUGUUCAAACUAAUGAAGAAUAACAACACAAAUGUUGGUAUUAAGCCUCAGGAAAAGGAUACAACGGCGGAUACAAAUGAAAAAAUAGCGGCUUUAAACCUACAGUUCAAGUCUAAAAUUGUUGCAACAUUGGACAGCGAUCCAGUUGCCGAUUUGUCUCUGUUAUUCGAUAAGUAUAAGACGUACUUGCAGUCCUUGAAGCCUACUAAAGUUUCAGCUUCUGAGACUCCUAAGUUCGGAGCUACAUCCGGAUUCACUAACGAAGAAACCAAAGAUAAACCUAAGGCUGAUGAUAAACCUAAACCUGCAUUUGCAUUUAAUAAACCCGCCGAUUCGAAAUCGAACUUGAGUUCAGCGCCAGUUCAACCAGCCAAGAAAGUCGAAACGAAGGCUGAAAGCGAGAGUGAUUCCGAUGAUGAGAAGAAACCAGCUGUGAGUGUCGAAGGACCUAAGUUUGUGCUCUCUAAAAAACCAACUACAUCUGACCCCCCAUUUAGUUUCCAAAAUAAGAAAAGAAGGGAACCUAGUAGUGACAGCGAUAGCGAAGUUGAAGUCAAAGGUCCGCAAUUUACAUUUACCGGUACUCUUUCUUCAAAGACUUUCCAAUUGCCAAAAACCGAACAAUCUAAUACUACCGCUGAGGAAUCGAAGAAAAAUGAUGUACCUGCAAGCAUCUUUGGAAACAGUAGCUCUAGACCAUCGCCAGAGUUUGGUUCUAAACCCGAAACUGACUCUUCAGGAACUAAACCCACUUUCCCGUCAUUUGGAUCCAUCAAAUCUGACUCAGGAAACACGACAGCGGCACCAACAUCCCAAUUUUCAUUCUCUUUUGGGGGCGCCAAUAAGGAUACCAAAACAGAAAAUGCUUCGACAAUAAGUACUUCUGAGGCGCAAAAGAAUGGUGAUUCAAAUUCAAAGCCAUCACUAAGUUUCCCAGCUCCUUCCUCAUCAACUGAAAACACAAAACAGGAAGAUAAGGAGCAAGUAAAGCCUUCUUUCACAUUCGGCGCUCCAGCCCAAACUAAUGCUACAUCUACUGAAUCUUCUAAGCCAUCUUUCACAUUUGGUGCUCCAGCCCAAACUAAUGCUACAUCUACUGAAUCUUCUAAGCCAUCUUUCACAUUUGGUGCUCCAGCUAAAACGAAUGAUACAUCUACUGAAUCCUCUAAACCAUCUUUCACUUUUGGCGCUGCAGCUAAAGCUGACACUUCUACUGAUUCAUCAAAACCCUCAUUUACUUUUGGCGCUGCAGCUAAGAACAACACAUCUACCGAUUCAUCAAAACCAUCUUUCACUUUCGGGACGGUAAACAAUGACAAGAAAAACAAUGAUUCAUCAAAGCCAUCUUUCACCUUUGGAUCUAACCAAUCGAACACAACAGCAUCCUUUACUUUCGGGAAACAAGACACAGAGAAAAAAGAUGAGAAAAAGCCAACAUUCACUUUUGGUUCCUCUGCAGCCCCUGCUGUACCAGCGUUUAGUUUUGGAGCUAAGAAGGAAGAAAACUCACAGACGCAAGACUCCUCCUCUGGUUUUAAGUUCUCUUUACCAUUUGCACCCACUACAUCUUCCGCUGACUCUGAUAGUGCGAAGAAACAUGAUGAGCAGAAGUCCACAGAUAAUAAUACAGAAGAAGCUGCUAAGGAAGAAGAGGAACCAUCGAAGGCUCUGAAUCUAACUAACGGUGAAGAAAAUGAGAACCUACUCUUUUCUCAACGUGCAAAAUUAAUGAUCUUCAAUUCUGAAACAAAGGCGUAUGAUUCUCGUGGUGUUGGUGAAUUCAAAAUAUUACAAUCCAAAGAAGAUAAAUCCAAAGCUAGACUACUCUGUAGGUCAGAUGGUAUGGGUCACAUUUUACUAAACACAAGCGUAGUAAAAUCAUUUUCAUAUGAAGCCUUAGAUCCGAAUAAUGAGAACUUGGUCAAAUGUCCAGUGGUAAAUCCUGAAGGAGGACUAGACACAUAUGUGAUAAAGGUGAAACAAAAAGCUGACGGUAGAAAACUAAUACAGGCCAUCAAAGAUGCUCAACAACAAAUGUAA